AUAUAAUAGAGAGGAGUAAAUAAUGUUGACAUUAUUAUUUAAUGUGUACAUUAAAUGAAGUAAAUAAACUGAAUUUUAAAUGCGAUAAGUAGUCAAAAGUAUUUGAACUGUGUAAAUAAUACAACUUCCUACAUGGUUAGUAUAGUGAGAGAAAUAGCAGAAUUCAUUUAUUUAAAAAUGGGAUGCUGUUAUAGUUUUUUCUGUAGGGAUGAGUCGUCCUCUCAAUCAGGCGAACCCAACGAAAGGACCCAUCUGCUAGUAGAUCCAGUAUCAAACACAAAUAUUCAUAAUAUAAGAGCAAAUAAUGAAGAUAUUUUAAGCAGAAAUUCAAAUAAUUUACCUAAAAAGACUGAUGAGCAAUCUGCCCUGAAUAGGAUACUACAAGAAACGGCUACAAAUGUAAUUGAUGUAGCUGCCCUAGAUUCUCAUAAUUUGCAGCAGCAUGAGUAUUUAGAACGAAUGAAGAUUUACAAUGUUAAAGUGCAGCAAGUGCUUACAGCCAAUAAACAACAAUAUAGUAAAAAAUGGAAUUGUAUUUUACAAGAUAUACCUAAUCCGGAUAAGGUGCUAAAUUCAGAAGCAAUCAGUACCGAUGAUUUAACGAUGAUAACAUCUGUAGUAAGCGCUGCAGCCAAUACCAUAAACGAUAUGAAAGUUGACCAUAAAGAAGACCUGGUUGUACCGUUCGGUUUAAAUUGUUGAAAAUAUCCACCAUAUUUAUAUUUAGUGGCAUUUUACAUAUUUUUAUAAUGAGAUUAUGUUAUAUUCAACGUUUUAUCUAAAAAAAUUCAAAUAUUAUUGUACAGUGUCUCUACUACAGUUUUCUAUGUAUAAGUUGAACAAUUCAAUUUUGUAUAAGUGAUAAAUGGCUAUUUUCGUAAUUCGUAUUAUUUCA
Molecule: messenger RNA, 895 nt
Organism: Diorhabda carinulata
Lineage: Eukaryota; Metazoa; Arthropoda; Insecta; Coleoptera; Chrysomelidae
Gene: Lamtor1
Product: ragulator complex protein LAMTOR1
Exons: 5
Coding region: 133-702 (189 amino acids)
Biological process (GO): cellular response to amino acid stimulus; positive regulation of MAPK cascade; cholesterol homeostasis
Cellular component (GO): lysosome; membrane raft; late endosome membrane
Molecular function (GO): guanyl-nucleotide exchange factor activity; molecular adaptor activity
Source: RefSeq, a predicted model, not a curated record